Penicillium odoratum is the source of this 2487-nucleotide messenger RNA. Its product is annotated as Pumilio-family RNA binding repeat-containing protein. The record is from RefSeq and is a predicted model, not a curated record. The transcript is spliced from 7 exons. Gene Ontology annotation, cellular component: cytoplasm. Gene Ontology annotation, molecular function: mRNA 3'-UTR binding. The coding region runs from base 1 to 2487 and encodes 828 amino acids. Lineage: Eukaryota; Fungi; Ascomycota; Eurotiomycetes; Eurotiales; Aspergillaceae. Gene Ontology annotation, biological process: post-transcriptional regulation of gene expression.
AUGGCCUCUCUCGUUGCUUCGCCUAGGCCACCCCGGAUCAGCCAUGAUGUACGACUGAACAACGGCAUCCCAGAUGCACGAAACCUCGGUUUUGGGCGGGACUUAUCGAGCCACCGGCAUUCCAACACUUGCCAUAGCUCAUCGGAUGCAAUUGACGGUCCUAGAAAUGGAAAACUACAGAGUUUAUCUAGUGAAGAUCUCGAGCCUCCAUCUUACAAGAAGCCGAAGUUGGAGCACAUGAAACCUGACUCUAUCGCUGAGCAUCCCCCGGAGCUAGAGAAAAUAUUCGCAAAGCUUGCGCCCGAAGUACUGCCAAAAACCUCAGAGACAGACUCAUCAUCUGGCCCAUCACAGAUUUCGAUGGCAGAUGAGACGCAUCAUUCUGUGAGUUCCGAAGUGAAUCAAUACGGCCAUAGUGACAAGAAUGUGGAACUUGCUCGACUACAGCAGCAGCUUCUUGCUGCAAACUCCAAGAUCGCUCUUCAGGAGCAAGAACUUGCCCAGACACGGGUAAUCAAACAUACCUUAGACCAGGCUCUUGGUCCACCGUCCGAGGCAGAUUUUGGUGGUCGUGAGAUCACGGAACAAACAAUCAGUCACUUACAAAAUGCUUUCAAUGCUUCAAAUCCGGCAUUUGGUCAGUUACAGGACGCAUGGAACUCGCAAGAGGACUCCCAGUCGGACAUUUCUGAUGCAUUAUCUGCGGGGGGCUUCAAUCGUGCUCGGGGAUCAUGGAAUCCGCAUGGUCAGAUCUCAUUUGGAGUCGCGACCAACGAUGCUACUUUCGACAGAUCCUACGGCGAGGCCUUCUUGGGCUCCAGCCAUGCUGCCCAGGAGUCAAAUCGUUUUUGGGGUGGACUAGCUGCAUUUCCUGCAUUUACAUCCCACGGGGCGAUGCAGUCACAGAGGGUCAUGUCAGGCCCUUCUCACGGUCCAUAUGGCUUCUAUUUCAGACCACCAAGUGAGCAGCCUCGAUACGUUCAAACCCCAAACUCCAGACAAAGUCGUCCAAUUCCCCAGACAGGCCGAGCGAACUCAUUUUUGCCAACUCCGAAUACUUCUUGGGCCGGGAUUGUUCCAGGAUCUACUAUAGAACCUCCCCCAAAAUCACCCUCGUCACCUAUUGCAGGACUAUCCAGCCCCUUCCAGUCCAUGGGGCCCUACCCAAUUCUGCCUUACCACGCCCGAUCAAUGUCGACUGCUCUUUCUCCGACUGCUACCGAGUUCACCGCGGUGAACGCGGAUGGAGGAACCCCGUGGACGACUUCUCCUCCAAGUGGAAACUCUAUACAAACCUACAUUUCACCCCUUGAACCCCUCAAUUAUCGCCGUCUUCUGGACAAAAACGUUUCGUGCGACUGGAAAUACAUAAUGGACAAAAUCGUUUGCAACAACGAUCAACAAGCAUCCAUUUUCCUACAACAGAAACUCAAAGUCGGCUCAACGGAACAAAAGUACGAGAUCAUCGAAGCGAUCGUCAGUCAAGCCUACCCUCUGAUGGUGAACCGGUUCGGGAACUUCCUGGUCCAGCGAUGCUUUGAGCAUGGAACUCCCGAGCAGAUUGUCGCCAUUGCCAAUGCAAUCAGAGGCAACACUCUCAGCCUGAGUAUGGACCCGUUUGGCUGUCAUGUAAUUCAAAAGGCGUUUGACUGCGUUCCUGAGGAACACAAGGCUGUCAUGGUACGUGAACUUCUUCGCCGAAUUCCAGAGACGGUAAUUCAUCGAUAUGCUUGCCAUGUCUGGCAGAAGCUAUUUGAACUUCGAUGGACUGGCGAGCCACCACAGGUCAUGGCCAAGGUGAACGAAGCCCUGCGUGGAAUGUGGCAUGAAGUAGCUCUGGGAGAGACGGGAAGCUUGGUAGUCCAGAAUAUUUUCGAAAACUGCGUCGAGGAAGAGAAGCGACCAGCAAUUGAAGAAGUUUUGGGGAAAGUGGAUUUACUAUCCCAUGGCCAAUUCGGCAACUGGUGCAUUCAACAUGUUUGCGAACACGGUGCCCCCCAUGACAAAAGUCGUGCGAUUGAACACGUUCUUCACCAUGCGGUCGAAUAUAGUAUGGAUCAAUUUGCGUCAAAGAUAGUCGAGAAAUGCUUGAAAAUUGGAGGCUCGGAGUUUCUAGAUCGCUAUCUCUCUCGGGUUUGCACAGGUCGUGCAGACCGACCUCGGAUGCCUUUGAUCGACAUUGCCGGGGAUCAAUAUGGGAACUACUUGAUUCAGUGGAUUUUAAUGAACGCAGCGCCUCAUCAACGUGAACUCGUUGCUAGCCACAUCCGAAAGCACAUGGUCUCCCUUCGUGGUUCCAAGUUUGGUUCUCGCGUCGCCAUGCUCUGUUGCAACCCGUCCCAUGCCACGCGUCCUGGACCUGGGACUGGCAUUCAAAUGAGUCGAUUCAAUCAGUUCAAUGAGGACAGGUUUCCAUCCACCGGCCAAACUGGAAACCGGUUCAAUCGAGGAAACCAAUGGAAUGCCAACUAUGCGCCAUUCCGUUAA